AUGGCUGGCAACAAGACGGCACUCAUAUUUGGGGCCAGUGGUGUCACAGGAUGGGCAAUGGUCAAUGAAAUCCUGAACGACUACCCCAAAAAGGGCAUUUGGAACAAGGUCUACGCACUGACGAACCGCCCAUUGUCUCGGGAGGCUUCGUGUUGGCCCAAUGACACAAGGCUCGACAUUGUGUCGGGUGUUGACCUGCUACAAGGCUCACAAGAGGAACUCGAGCAGGUCAUGAAGGAUAAGAUCAAGGGCUUUGGGAAUGUAACACAUGUCAUCUAUCUGGCCUACAAAGCUCAAGCCGACAUCCCUGGGGAGCUCGAGGAGAACAUAGCCAUGUUCAAGCGCGCCAUCACCGCAGUGGACAGGCUCUCGCCAGCACUCGAGUUCGUGGUCCUCCAAACCGGCGCAAAGACCUACGGGUGCCACCUGCUCGACGCCCACCCCGCAGACGAGCACAUCCACGUGCCUCUCAAGGAGACCAUGCCGCGCCUCCAGCAGCCGUACCACGACCAGCUGUUCUACUAUCCGCAGCUCGACUGGCUGACGGAGUUUUCCCGCGGCAAGAAAUGGGGCUGGAACGACACGCGACCGGACAUCAUCGUCGGGUUUGUGCCCAACCAGAAUUUCUACUCGCUUGGCUCUGCGCUCGGUGUGUACCUGAGUCUGUGGCGGGAGAAAUUCGGCGAGGGCGCGGACGCGCCGUACCCGGGCUCGACGAAGGCGUACAAUGCACGGAGCAUUGAUAGCUCCGCGGACAUGAUUGCCCGGCAGACCCUGCAUGUCAUGCUCACGGAGCCCUGGAGCACGCGGCAGGGCGAGGCGUGGAAUGUCGCGGACGCGCGGACGCCAUCGACCUGGAAGGAGAAAUGGCCAGUCAUGUGUGCGUAUUUUGGUCUCAAGGGGACAAAAGCGGCGGAAGAUAACCCUGUAGAGGUGAGAACCUUCAUCAAGGAGAACAUGGACUUGUGGGCGAAAAUGGAGAAGAAAUAUGGCUUGCAAUCCGGCCAUGCGGACAGCGAGAGGAUCUUCAAGGGGUUUGAAUACUUCUUGUUGACGCUGUUCAACUUCGACCGGCAGUAUGAUAUGACUAAGAUGUACGAUGAGGCUGGGUUCACCGAGGAGCGGACUACUAAGCAGACCUGGGGUGGUGUCUGGGAUCGGAUGAGGGCCGCCAAGAUCAUUCCGGCCAGCUUCAGCUGA
This is a messenger RNA of Microdochium trichocladiopsis, 1200 nucleotides long. RefSeq lists its product as uncharacterized. NCBI's taxonomy places the organism in Eukaryota, Fungi, Ascomycota, Sordariomycetes, Xylariales, Microdochiaceae. The transcript has 2 exons. Bases 1 to 1200 code for a protein of 399 amino acids. The record is from RefSeq and is a predicted model, not a curated record.